GGCGGAACCGAUCAUAGGAAAGUCAAGUGUAGCGUCGGACGUCCUUGUGCCCACAACAUCCGGUAUCAGGUCAAAAUGCUCUCUCUCAGAGGGUUACAGUGGAUUAAACCUGCUCUACCUCUGAUUACAAACACAGGUUUCAGGACUCUGACUGUCUCCUCAGAUGUUCUCCAUCAGACAGAGGAUGUGCUCGUUAAGAUUGAGAACCCGUUCAAAGAACCUCAGAAAGGAUGCGUCCUCUGCAGCGUGACGGUGGACUACAGGAACACUCAGCUGCUGUCCCAGUUCAUCUCUCCUCACACGGGGAGGAUCUACGGCCGACACAUCACAGGCUUGUGUGCCAGGAAACAGAAGGACAUCUCUAAAGCUAUAAAGAAGGCUCAGUCUAUGGGUUUCAUGUCAGUGACACACAAACACCCUCAGUUUAUGAAGGACCCCAACAUCUGUAACAUCAAACAGCUGGAGUAGAUCCUCUGUCUGUGUGUGUGUGUGUGUGUGUGUGUCUCCUGUUUAAUGUUUGUUUAUUAAAGUCUGUCCUCUCUGAG
Notolabrus celidotus (New Zealand spotty) is the source of this 545-nucleotide messenger RNA. It is a transcript of the gene mrps18c, whose product is annotated as mitochondrial ribosomal protein S18C. Gene Ontology annotation, biological process: mitochondrial translation. Lineage: Eukaryota; Metazoa; Chordata; Actinopteri; Labriformes; Labridae. Bases 76 to 468 code for a protein of 130 amino acids. Gene Ontology annotation, molecular function: small ribosomal subunit rRNA binding; structural constituent of ribosome. The transcript has 6 exons. Gene Ontology annotation, cellular component: mitochondrial small ribosomal subunit; ribosome. The record is from RefSeq and is a predicted model, not a curated record.